GUUCCUCUUCAACUACUACAUCCUCUAACGCCUCUUCAACGAUCAUCUAAGGAUUGCAGAGACUUGAUCACACAUCCCAACACCUGAGGAUGUGUGUCCAAACUUUUUUAAUCUUUGGAUUAAUUGUUGGAGUGUCGUUGGUAUUGGAGAGGAUCCCAAUCCGGAUCUCUUGGGUUUGUAAGUUAUAACCAAACAUGGGGCAACAUAGCAAAGACCACCUCAACUGGGCUAUUCCGGGCAAUGCAACCAAAUAAAAAUAUGAAAUUGCCAAAUUUACUCAAAAUACCCUUUUUGACUAGUUGUCCACCUCUCUCAGGCAGCCAUUGUUACAGUUCGGUUCUCAAGCCAGUUAGGAUCGUCCUGAAUUGGCAAAUGGAGGCUAUCUUGUAUUCUUUCUACGUUUCUUCUGCUUACUUAAGGCAUUGCAGAACCGGUAGUUCUUCUGAACCCACAAACCAUAUUCUACAAAUUAAAUCAAUCAAGUUCGAUUCCCGUCUACUCUCUUUGUCAUAUACGCAGAGAGCCCUUUUCAUCAGCAUCCAACUUGAAGGAUGAACAGAUCCUUCAGUGGCUUCUCAAGGUAGGACAAGAAGAACAGAGGCCAAAGAGAGCACCACUACUCAUAAAAAUAAACAAAGAGCUUCUUCAACAGUCCAAAAACCAGAUUCUAAGGAUCUGUUUCUGUAUAAAAGGGGUGGCAUUUAUCCGAGAUUAAAAUAAAUGAUGAAUGUGAGGAGAAUCCGGAUUUGACAUUCAGGGUUUCGUCGAUAGAGACAAUCCCAGGACAUGCUUUUAUGGCACCCUUAGCUUGAAGAAACUUGGAAGCUUUUGUAAGAGCAAUCAUAAUUGGCUGCAACAAGUGAUUAUAGAAGAAGAAGAGCUUCCUCAAGAAUUGGGUAUGGGUCACAAGGGGGACACAGCUCCCCAUGCAAACAAUAAGGUUCUACCAAUAUCUGCUCUUGCAAAUGAUCAAUGUGGUUCAACAGAGAAGAAAGGCAAGCCCAAAAGGGAUAAGACCAAAGCCAUUUUUAGAAUGAUGAAUCUGCUGAGAUGGGCUUCUUCUGCUAAGUCCGAGAAGGGAGGGAAGCACAUUAGUAGAAAGGUUUUGUACAUCCAAAACCAUGGCACUGUCAAGGAAGCAGCACAUCAUGAUGAUUCAAGCUUCAACUCUCCCAAGUGCAACUUCAGAUGGGAUGCAGAUAGAUGUUCCACCUCUUCCUGUGCUUACACUGGCUCGUCAUCUUCCACAGCAUCUUCUACAAGAACUGAUGAAAAGCAGAUCAAGCCCAUCAUUAAUUCUUCAGCCAAGGAUGUUUCGGCUCCAGAUUCCAAUGAAAAGAAAGCAACAACAUCUAGUCAAGACAGUGAACUUUGUACUUCUAGAAGAGGAAAUUGGAUCACUACAGAUGACCAAUUUGUGGUGCUAGAGUUCUCAAAAACAGAAAAAUAAAAAAUCUAAAGAAGAUGGUCCAUGGUUUCAUUAAUUGCUUCCCCAUCAGGUGCUAAAAGAGCAUUGUAACAGCUAAAAUGGCAUUGACUGUCAAGUGGGAAUCUUCAUUGUAACCUUUUGCAGGAUCAAAGAAUUAUAGAUGUAUACAGUUCAGAUGUCUUUAAAGUAUCCAUUGAAUGAACAGGGAGACAUGGUUUACAUUU
This is a messenger RNA of Macadamia integrifolia, 1653 nucleotides long. RefSeq lists its product as uncharacterized. The record is from RefSeq and is a predicted model, not a curated record. The coding region runs from base 899 to 1450 and encodes 183 amino acids. Lineage: Eukaryota; Viridiplantae; Streptophyta; Magnoliopsida; Proteales; Proteaceae. The transcript has 5 exons.